ACACUUGCUGUGGAGGGAAGAGACAGGAGACGCGGAGAAAGUGGACGCCGCUGCGGUCAGACAAAACAGAUCACUUUCACUCGAACCACAGCGUCGCAACAUGGCUUCAAAGUGCCCCAAGUGUGACAAGACGGUGUAUUUCGCUGAAAAGGUGUCAUCGCUGGGGAAGGACUGGCACAAGUUGUGUCUCAAGUGUGACCGCUGCAACAAGCUGCUGAACGCCGGAGGCCACGCUGAGCAUGAUGGAAGGCCUUACUGCCACAAACCGUGCUAUGCUGCCCUCUUUGGGCCAAAAGGUGUGAACAUUGGUGGAGCCGGCUCUUACGUGUACGAUACUCCGGCCAACAACAACCCGUCUCCCACUAGUGUGGAUUCAGCCCCUAAAGCUGAGGAGAAGCGAGUGUUUGCACCCAAGGCACCGUCAAAAGCAGCUGGCAGCAUCACCACUUUUUCCGGAGAGGCCAACUUGUGUCCCCGCUGCAACAAGAAGGUGUACUUCGCUGAGAAGGUGACAUCACUGGGUAAGGACUGGCAUCGACCCUGCCUGCGCUGCGAGAGGUGCAGCAAGACUCUGGCUCCUGGCAGCCACGCAGAGCACGACGGCCAGCCUUACUGCCACAAACCAUGCUAUGCUGUCCUCUUCGGGCCCAAAGGCGUGAACACUGGUGGCGUGGGCAGCUACAUCUAUGACAAGGAGCCCAGCGCAGUGACCCAGCCUUGAACCUUUGUCCCCUCAGCCUCAUCCCUCGUCUCGACACAACACUGACCAUCAACCACAGUAUUAUCUGAAGCCUUUUUCUCUUCCCCACCUGUGCGUUCAUACCUGAGACAACCAGCCUUCUGCUCCACAUUCCUUUCUCCUUUAUCCCGACCCACUCCUGGCAGAUUUAGCACCACGAGGAAUGAUUUCAAAUUGCGUAGACGUGUGUUGUAUGUUUUUGCUGCGGGAGAGCCCUCAGCACAAGCACAUCCAGCAUUCCCACAUGGUUGUUACAUACACCAAUCAAAUGAUUUCAGACAAAUAUUUUGCCAUGUUUACACAUUUCCACAUGUAUGGGAACACAUUAAAUGUCACCAAAAGAAAGUACGAAGGUCUUAUAUUUCAAUUUUGUACCCUGAAAACUGCGAUUGAGGUUGUCUGUUUUGAGGUGAUGUAUGUUUAAAGAAGAAAGCGGGAUGGAACGUGAUUCUCAGGUGUGGAACGGUGCAUUGUGGGAAGAGGUGCAGCGCGUUGAUUGUGGCGUGUUGACAGCCGGAGGUAUUUCACCUCGGCGGCUGGUGCACGCACAGGUGGUGCUCAGGAGCACAUUGCCAAUAAAUCCGUAUUUCACAAAUGCCAUAUUUACAGUUUGGCUGCCUGACAACAUUCCUUAUGUGAAAAAAACUGACUGUUUUAAAACAAAAGUCCGAACAUAUUGUAAAAAGGUGGAAAGGGGCGACUGUUACAUGAACACAUCCAUGAGGCUGUAUUGAGUCGACAUGAAUUCAUUUUACUUUUCAGCAUAUGUAAUAACCUUUUUUAUGUAAAAACCAGUAUAAUAAGAUACGAUGGGCUAAUAAAUAACACAAAUGUCUUGAACUGGCUGUUACACAUGAUGCUAUUUUAAAAUGAGGCAGAAUGAUGGGGAAGUUUUGGGAGGGGAGGGGAGAAACAUGUAUUUAUUACUUUAAUUCGAGGCCUUUAAAUUUCAUCAGACAUUGUACUACUACCCUUUAGGGACCGAUUAUGAAGGAGGUGAAACAAGGCAACAGAAGCUGUAAAAAUCACUACGACCAGAUUUUUAUUGUUAUUUUCAGACAAAUAACCCUGCUGUUAUUUUCCGACAGGUGACGCUCUAUUUGAAGUAUUAUAUUGUUUGCCAUUAGCAGAAACGGUAGUUUAGCUUGUAGAAUCAAAGACGAGACACUGCAGACAAGUCAUUCUGUAAGAAUGUGCAUCCUAGUAUUAUUGUAUGACUGUUACUGUGUUUGUUUAUGACCUGUUGUACAACGUAGGGCUCCAUAGACACUGCAGGGCUCACUGUUUGUAGAAAUAAAACGCUGCACUUCAGCCCUGCUGCAUUUGUCUUUUUAAUUCCCUCGAAUAAAUAUUUCAACAACUCUUCAUCUGUGUUACUACAAUUAUUGUUUGACAGAUUUAAAAACUCUUCUGUUCAUGGAUUGCAAUAAAG
This is a messenger RNA of Chelmon rostratus (copperband butterflyfish), 2171 nucleotides long. RefSeq names its product cysteine-rich protein 2 (gene crip2). Lineage: Eukaryota; Metazoa; Chordata; Actinopteri; Chaetodontiformes; Chaetodontidae. The transcript is spliced from 8 exons. Bases 101 to 721 code for a protein of 206 amino acids. The record is from RefSeq and is a predicted model, not a curated record.